CCCAAACUCUAACCAUGUUUCAGUUCUCCCUCCCAAUCCCAAGUCCCGACGUCAACUCCAUCGCCGUCGUCGACAGGUCCGCCAUCGGGUCCGGCAUCACUUCCGAACCAUCGUCUGGAUGGUAUUUUAAGCUAACGGACUGUCAAGUUUCGAACACUKGAUAACAUAUUCAAUAAUGCCAAGCGAAAACAAACGGACGAAAAGGAUAGACACGGAUGAACAAUCAAAUCCACCAGCUUUUGUAUCCCUCACCUCUUUCCUGCUGAAGAGGGUAGAAGGGAAUGAAGAACGAGGGUCAACACAGGUGAAACCUUCUUCCCAAGCAUUCGAUAUUGAAAAGCUUCAAAAAUCUCUUAAGCGGAGGCCAUGGAUACUACAUGAUCAAAUCAACCGCUCAGAAAAGUUGGAUAGAGAACAUCUUGAUAAGAAUAGCUGUGUUGAAAACUCUCCUCCAAAAGGAGUUAUCCAUGGAUGUUCAAGUUGUAAUGAUUGCCAGAAGGUUACAGCACACUGGCGGCCAGAAGAAUCCAAUAAGCUCGAGUUAGAUUGUGCUCCUGUAUUUCACCCAACGGAAGAGGAAUUUGAGGAUACCUCUAAAUAUAUUGCCAAAAUACGCCCGGAGGCAGAGGAAUACGGGAUCUGCAGUAUUGUUCCUCCUGAUUCCUGGCAACCAUAUUGCCCCAUAAAGGAAAACAAAAUAUGGGAAAAUUCUAGAUUUCAUACUCAUGUUCAGCGGAUUGAUGAACUUCAGAAUCCGUAUUUGAAGAGAGAACGUAGAAAGAUCACUGAGAAAAUGAACGGAAAUAGAACUUCAAUGGUGGAACUAAAUAAUGGAUCUGAUGGUUUUCAACUUGAAAGUGGUCCAGAUUUCACAUUGCAAACGUUCAAAACAUACGCAGAGGAUUUUGAAGCGUGUUAUUUUCAAAAGGAAGGCAUAUUGAUGGACUCUGGGACUCCAACUUGGGAGGAUAUUGAAGGUGAAUAUUGGCGUAUUGUUCAAAAUCCAACCGAGGAAAUUCAGGUGCUGUGUGGUCAUAAUCUGGAGGCGAAUGUUCUUGGCAGUGGAUUUCCGUUACCGUCUGAUUCACUUGGAGAAGAUCAAACCAAAUACAUAAAAUCAGGUUGGAACUUAAAUAAUACAGCCAAGCUGCCRGGUUCUCUUCUUGCUUCUGAAAGUUAUGAUGGUUCUGCUGCUUUAGCYCCACGGAUGGAUGUAGGAAUGUGUUUUUCUUCAUUUUGUUGGAAAGUCGAAGAGCACAACUUAUACUCACUCAGUUACUUGCCUUUGGGUGCGUCAAGAAUUUGGUAUGCCAUUCCRGGUAGAUAUUACAGUAAAUGUGAAGCCGCAUUGAAGAAAACCUUCCCCCAGUUACUUGGGCAUCCUAAAUUAUUCCAUAARCUGGUCACUCAACUUUCACCAUCCAUCUUGAACUCAGAGGGUAUACCCGUCUAUCGUUGUUUUCAGUAUCCACAUCAAUUUGUCCUCGUCUUUCCAGGAGCAUACUCUUCAGGAUUCAACAUUGGCUUCAAUGUCUCUAUGAGCGUAAAUCUUGCUCCCUUCGACUGGUUACCUUACGGGGAGUAUAGUGUAGAAAUCUACAAGGAUCUUCAUAGAAAAACAUCGAUCUCCUAUGACAAGCUUUUAAUCGACAUUUCUAGAAAUACCGUUAAAGCAUCGUGGCUCUUGAAACUAAGAAGGGAUUCGGAAGAAUGGAAAACCGCAUGCGGAACCGAUGGUUGGUUAACAAGAGCUCUUAAGUCACGUGUUAAGCGGGAAAGCUUAAGGCGGGAAUUUUUAUGCACGGCUUCACAAUCGCGUAUGAUGGAGAAGGAAUUUGGCUCCACCGUUAAGAAAGAAUGCAUCGUGUGUUAUUAUGAUUUAUAUCUUUCCGCUACCGCCUGUUUGUGCUCGCUCGACAGAUACACUUGUCUCGAACAUUCAAARCAAUUAUGUUCUUGUCCUUGGAGCUCCCGGAUGUUCCUAUUCCGUUACAAUAUCGAUGAGUUGAAUCUCCUCAUUGAAGCUUUAGAAGGUAAACUUAACGCACUUUACCGAUGGGCCGAAGAAAACCGCGAAAUUUUUUCUAAUGAUCGCGAUGAUAAGUAAUAYCCAUUGUAAAAUGGUUUGUUGUUUCAGGGUAUAAUCUAAUAUUCUUUUUUAAAUAAAUACCAGAUAAAACCCUGAAAUAACAAACCAUUAAAAAUGUGUUCUUUUUAAACCUUAAAAGGUGUCACCAUKAUUUGAACUUGAUGUUGCUUGUGUUUCCCAUUCUUUUAGGCAUUAGAAAUUUAGAAUAAAGUAUGUUUUGUUUUAGUUUUAAGAGGACAAUAUAUACAUCAACUUUGUAAGUAU
This is a messenger RNA of Cynara cardunculus var. scolymus (artichoke), 2353 nucleotides long. RefSeq names its product putative lysine-specific demethylase JMJ16. Gene Ontology annotation, molecular function: histone H3K4me/H3K4me2/H3K4me3 demethylase activity. The transcript has 9 exons. The coding region runs from base 176 to 2107 and encodes 643 amino acids. Gene Ontology annotation, cellular component: nucleus. Gene Ontology annotation, biological process: chromatin remodeling. Lineage: Eukaryota; Viridiplantae; Streptophyta; Magnoliopsida; Asterales; Asteraceae. The record is from RefSeq and is a predicted model, not a curated record.